CGUGGCGUUCGUAUUAAGCCAGUGCGUACUCCGAAUCGCGUGUUCCGAACCGGCAAACUGACGACGGGACCGGAAACGUGGUGAAGAAGACCGCGCGGAUUCAUCGCCCUGACUCGCGUCUGUUCCGACGGCGCCCGAAGCGACACGAAACGCCAAACAAAAGAUUCCUUUGUUUUUCGGUGUACCUUCGAUUGUUAUACAUUUAGUGUUUUGGUGCACGUGGCUGCUGCGAAUCGUGCACGAAUUCGGUGUAUCCGGACCUGCGCAUAGAAGAUGUCAACGCGACGGGCCGAUUGAGAAGAGUUGCGAUGCCGUAGUCGUCGCUAUGACCGAGAGCCGGUGCUACACGGAUUCGCCCGUGCUCGCCGAACAUCAGCCCUUCAACCGUAAUGGGAAGGCGCUCAGGGGAUCUAAGAAGAGCGUGCUGUUCUAUACGACCGACUGCGGAGACGAAAAAGAAGACCUGGGUCUCAAGCUUCAGCAACGAUCCGUCUCGUUGACCGCGUUACACACCGGAGUUGGUGCCCAGCAGCAGCAGCUAUUGGAACCCAGGAUGGCGCAAUUGGAGACUUUAGAGGCUAAGAUGGCCAGUAUAGAAGUGUCGUUGUCGACGACACCAAGGCGGAAGAAAGGCGGCAGUAUUUCCGGGGGUGUCCCGUCCCCCGCUGGUCACCGGAACAGAGAUCAUUACAAAGAAUUGGAUGCUCUCCGCGUGGCUCUACGCGACAAAGAAAACAUCAUACAGACGCUCAAGGGCCAGCUUUGCAACACGCUGAGCGGCAGACUGGCAUUACGCAACGGCGCGCCACCCUUGACCGAGGCCGACAGGAAAGCGGCCGAAGAGCGGCUUCAAAGACUGCGACGGGACGCCGACAAUAAGCGUCUGGCCAUUAAGAACCUGAAACUCGCACUCGAACGUCUCGAUAUCACGGACAACAUCGAUGUUCGAAUACAGCAAGCAGAAUUGGAAUAUAGACUAGGUCGUGAGGAACUUGAACUACUAACUCUUCAUGAGGAAAGCAGAGCUUUGCAAACCGCCUUGGAAUUGGCUGAAACUCAAGAAAAACAAAAGAAUGAUACAAUAUACAGUUGCAUUUCUGGUUCUACGCAAGUCACGAUUCAUGCGGUAGAAGUCAGCGCGGAUCCGAAAAGUCCCCGUUUUGGAGCAGGCCCUAGAGACGAUGCAAUCGGUCUCUACGUCGAUUGGGCCGUGGAGGAUUCCGGUCUUUGUAAGGGAGACAGGAUCUUAGAAGUAAAUGGAAAACUUGUGGUAGGAGCAGGCAGGAGCGAUCUGGCACGUCUUUUAGCCGUCGCUCCCGACGCCGCACAAAUAGUGGUCCUUCGAAAGGGAGAAUCCCUUGCAGCGUUGCGUACCCUGCGUUCUGAUAAUCUCAGGCUGACGCAUAGAAUCGGGUACCUCGAGGAACAGGUCAGAGAUCUUUUGGCGCCGAGCAGAACCGAAGUUCCCACUGAAGAUCCACCGCCAAGUCGUCAGGAACAUGUGCAGGUUUUUCAGAAGGGGCCUCAAGUGACGGCACUUGUGGCGAAUCUACCUGGUCUUAAUGUGAGAAGUUGCACGGAACUGCGGCAGAGUCUGCCGACCGUCCGAAGUAGACAUAGCGAUCAGUCCAGGCGCCUGACGGAUUCGAGGAACCAGCGCGAGUUCGACUUUUCGUCCGAUGGGGUAGCGAACGGUCAUCACAAGUCCCGGAACCGACAAAAACAUCAAGGACUCCAGUUGGCCAGGUCAACAGCCAGUCUCGAUUGCAAACAGUCGCCGAUGCAGGUGCAGCGUCGAAGAUCACCGCGUGUCGAGUCUGCAAUGGAACAUUUGCACAAAAAUCGCAAGAGUGGCUCGCAAUUACAAUCCCUGGAGUUUGAUUCCGAACCUACUUAUUAUCGUUUGCAGGAUUCCCAGUCUCGCACGUCGGAGAAUUCAGAAAUAUCGGCGGUGUACAAUUCCCAAGAGGCGAAGACUCGUCCUGCGCCACCGAAGAAACCAUUGCGGCUCUCCCUGCAUCGUGCAGCAAGUCUUCAGUCCGUAGAAAGCGCACCGCCAGUCGCGUCACAGCAUGAUAUAGCGCGAAAGCCGACGAAGAGAAACCACCGAGGUGAUCCACCUAUAGAAAAGACUGCAUUGCGACCUGAGAUGAACGGGAACGGGAACGUGAACUCUCAAGAGUCUCACGCCGGUCCACCGCAGCCACCCCCAAGGACGCCCUCCAGGGCAGAAUCAUGUCAAAGCGCCCUGCGAUGGCCCUCUCCUAAGCCAAGAGCGCACUUAACGUCCGUGCCAAUGGAGAAAUGGUGUUGAACCUCUUGGGAAUUUACGGACGUUUCUCGGAUGAAGAGAAUAAAAGAAAGAAAAAAGAGAAAACAGAGAAAUAAACAGAAACAGUUUCCGAGAUAACUAGAAAUUUUGAAAGCAUAAUAGCAAAUUGCGAAAAAAAAAACGAAAGUAAUGUUGAUAUUAUUAAUAAAUAGAGAAACGAUGUAUGAAAGUUUUAUCUAAUAGAUUCUUAAGACAUUCAAUUUGGAAUUGAUUACGUUACACACUGACAAUGCGUUAAAGAUAGAAUUCAAUGCGCCUGCUUUAUCAAUUCAAUGACUAACGCAUUCUACAUUAAUUAGUUCUAAGUGUAUAGUAUAAAAUAUAUUUUUAGUAUAAUAAUUAUGGUAUAUCAUAUCAGGAAUGCAAGGAUAGAAUUUAAGAUCAAUGUUUAUAACGAAGUUUAUCUUAGUUUGUUUCUUUCU
Molecule: messenger RNA, 2754 nt
Organism: Acromyrmex echinatior (Panamanian leafcutter ant)
Lineage: Eukaryota; Metazoa; Arthropoda; Insecta; Hymenoptera; Formicidae
Gene: sprt
Product: PDZ domain-containing protein sprite
Molecular function (GO): protein binding
Source: RefSeq, a predicted model, not a curated record